AUGGACCGCUAUCUAUCGCGCAAACGACCACACAGUCCUCCGGCUGAAACCAAACCAGUGACACCAGACGAUGAUGACGCCUCCACAGACAUCAAGCUAGCCCAACUGGUGUCCCUGUUCCCAGACACGCCACAGGACACUCUCAUUGAUAUCCUUGUUUCUUGCAGUGGCUCAGUGGAAACUGCAAUAACCACAAUCACCGAGCAGAAGCAACUCCCUCAACUUCCCAAACGGCCCAGAACAACUAGUGGUGCACCAGGAACCCAGACGUCCCUAACGUCUCAUAUCCACGUCUCCCCGAGCAAAGACGAAAGCGGAGAGGGCACUUUAUCGCAACGAAAGCGAACCCCAGUAGUCCAGAAGGGCAAGACGCUGUACCUGUUCAGCCCGGAGGACGUCGCAGCAUGUACCCCCUGCACGAUCAUCCACAACUUCCUCCCACCCGAGCAAGCGAAUGCUCUUCUACUUGAACUCCUCGACGAAUCUCAGCAUUUCUCCCGUUACAAGCUGCAGAUCUUCGACAGGACUGUUGAAAGCCCACACUCUACGUGCGUCUACGUCUCUACGCCAGAGCAGGAGGCUCAGCACACCAACGACUACACAUACGGAGGCACGUACCACACGAAUAUCCGCCAGGCAACCCCGCACCUCCGCGCGAUCUCUGCGCGCGUCCAGCAAGCCGUCAACGAAGAAAUCCAGAAGCGGAUGCGGGACGUCUACCCGGACGGCAAGAAACUCAAGUACCAGUCACCGCGGGAAUGGAUGCCCAACGCCGCCUUUGUCAACUGCUACGAUGGACCCGCAGAGAGCGUCGGAUAUCACACUGAUCAUCUUACCUACUUAGGGCCCCGCGCAGUCAUCGGGAGUAUAAGCUUAGGUGUUCAACGGGAGUUUCGUGUGCGACGGAUAGCCCCAGAUGAAGAUGAAGCGGCAGGAGAGAAAUCCGCGCGGACACGGGCUGACUCUCAGGGGCAGAUAUCCAUAGCAUUGCCGCAUAAUUCUCUGUUGGUCAUGCAUGCGGAGACGCAAGAGGAAUGGAAGCAUUCAAUUGCUCCCGCGCAGACUAUUUCCCCGCAUCCGUUAUCAGGCAAUCGGCGGAUCAAUAUCACUUACCGGUGGUAUCGGGAUUCAUUACAUCCACGAAACAUCCCGCGUUGUCGCUGUAACGCCCAUGCAGUGCUCAAAUGUGUCCAGCGUAAACGUGACACCAGAGGACGUUAUAUGUGGUUAUGUUAUAUGGGAUCUAAACCGGGGAAGCAGGGCUGUGGCUUUUUCCAAUGGGCCGAGUUUGACGAUGACGGCGAGCCACUUUGGAAACAACCUCAAACUAAUGAAGAGGAUGCGAAUGCCCCAAAUCUAAUUAAUUUCGCCGACUGA
Messenger RNA from Aspergillus puulaauensis, 1377 nucleotides. Its product is annotated as putative CUE domain protein. Gene Ontology annotation, biological process: DNA repair; DNA alkylation repair. Gene Ontology annotation, cellular component: nucleus. The transcript has a single exon. The record is from RefSeq and is a predicted model, not a curated record. Gene Ontology annotation, molecular function: zinc ion binding; dioxygenase activity; ubiquitin binding. Bases 1 to 1377 code for a protein of 458 amino acids. NCBI's taxonomy places the organism in Eukaryota, Fungi, Ascomycota, Eurotiomycetes, Eurotiales, Aspergillaceae.